UGUUUUAGCAGAGCAGAAUCCUAGGACUGGAUGUGGGGGUGUGCAAAGUCCCAAAGAAAAGACCCAGAGAAAGGUCAGACUUCAAAGACUAGAGAAAUGUUUGCUUUGGUCGGGAGGACACCUAUGGCUGUUUACACAGUAAGGGUCAUAACACUAUGAGUUUUGGUUUUACAGGGAAAGUGGUUCGGAAAUAAGGGGCGGAGAGAAGCGGAAAAUGGCCCAGAAUUGCUGCCGGUGUGGUUCUGUGCCCCCCACUGGGGAAGCUGAGACAUGCUCAUCUCAAAAGGACAGGGAGGCCGAGUUCCUGGCCAGAGUUCCGGCACAGUGGGGACUGGCUCUGAUGUGAGGGAGGGCGGCAUGUGGAGCUGGACAGAAGCUAAUUCAUGGACCCUGAGGGGCAGGAAUAGGUGUUUGGGAAGCACACUGGAUACAGGCCCAGGUCCUGCCCGUCUCGGCCACUGCGCCCACAUUCAGAGAGCAGGCCUCGUGGGUGAGGACACACUGUUCCUCCUGCCAAGUUAAUCACUUCCUCACCCAGCCCAGGUCCUGCCCCAGGCAGGAAUAUAGCUCUGCCCACGGCAGCUCCUGCCCAGACUCAAAACCCCCCUGCAGCUCAGGACCCAGGAGCAUGGUCCUGGGAAGGUGGAGUUGCAGGGCACCCCUCAGGCACUGCCCCUCUCCCCAGAAUGCCAUCAUGAAGGCACAUAUGCUUGUAGGUGUGCUGGUCGUGGUAGGCUUCGCAGUGGGAAAAGUUCCUGUUCCUGAACUCCGGACCUGCCACCUCUGCCUCUUAGAAGACCCUGCUGCAGGAUGCAUUUCCGGCUCAGAGAAAUGCACCAUCAGUAGCUCAUCCCCAUGCAUGGUGAUCACCAUCUAUUACGGUACCAGGGUUCGCUUCCUCAUCCGAGGCUGUGGACAGUACAAUUCUUACCGCUGCCAAGAAAAACGCAACACCUACUUCUCAGAGUACUGGUACCAUGCCCAGUGCUGCCAGUACGAUUACUGCAACUCGUGGUCCAGCCCUCAGCUCCAGAGCUCCCAGCCUGAGCCCCCUGGUGCGGCCCUGAGCCUGCCUCUGUCCAAGUCCCAGAUCCAAUGGUUCUACCAGGCCCUGAACCUCUCACUGCCCCUCCCCAGCUCCCAUGAUGGGAAGGAGCCCAAAGGCCUGGACCCCCUGGCUGCCCUGCCCUUGAACCUGGGCUUGUCUGUUGCCGACCUGCGCCACAUAUACUUGUUCCUCAACAAUUCAGGGCUUUUGGUUCUUCCCUGGGUAGGGCCCUGACCACUUACACUUCUUGAAUUGCAGUCUGUUCAGCGUCUCUCCCAACACCCAACCCCCUGCUUUGGCCUCUCAGAACUCAGCUUCUCUGCUCUGCUCUUUCAGACCUUCCCUUUGUCCUCGUGUCUACAUGGCUCUGGUUCCAUUCCCUCCUCAGAAAUCCGUCAUGCCCAGUGCUCCUUCCUCCUGGAGAAUAAUCUCAAGUGCAGAUCUGCUAGGCUGGCCUGGGAAGGCAGCAGCUCCCUUGUCCUUUUCCCACCUGAGUGUGCCGUCACCCCAUCUUCCUCGUCCCCUCUGGUCUGGUCACCUGCCACCUCCAUUUAGUUCUGGCUGCCUCCCGUCCUGUGCCUGUCUCAGACGCAGGCCAGACUGGAUUUGUAGCGAGGGGGAUGAGGGUUGAGCUGUGCAGAUUCCUGGUUGGGCACCCUGUUGUCCCUGCCUCACUGUCCACCACCCCACUCCCACCCGGGUCUCCUGCUGCCUUUCUCAGCUCUUGUUCUGGUCGCUGGCCUCCUCAGCCUCACUCCAUGUCACUGAGUCCUGAUACCCACUUCCAUAGGUGCCCAAGGGAGGGGAGAGGGUCUGUCCUGCUCUUCUCCGUGUCCCCCGAUUUCCCUCCACAAUAAACAGACAGGGUUAAGUCUGAGUCACAUUGUUUAUGGGGUUAGGCUCAGGUGUGGGCAGGUGUAGACAGGUGAAAAAGUUAAUUGGGUGUGGGGUUCAAAUGGUUGCAGAGCUCUGCCCACUCCACCUGGUUUUGUGGCUUCUGGCCUGCCCCAAAGGCCCACAUCCAUCCCACCCUCUGCUCAGCAAGAGAUCAAAGCUUGAGGAUUAUGAUGCCUCCCGGCCUUAAACGUACCCUACAAAACCUAGGAAGUUCAGUCCAGGUGAUGUCAGAUUUUUCCCCCUGAAAGAGGAGGAAAAACUUCAGGAAAACUCAGGAGCAAACCUAAGGGCCCAAGUCUGCACCUCAGUCACCUAGUGCUGAGGGACCUGUUUCCUGCCUGUCUUCUUUUAAUUUUGUAUGUGUGUUUUUUUUCCAAUUGAUUUCUUUAGAGAAACACUGAUGGUUUUAACUGCCUCCUGCAUGCCCUCUACUGGGGAUUGAGCCAGAAACCAGAAUGUGACCUGGUGCAUGGGGUGACACCCAACCAACUGCACCACCGGCCGUAUCUGCCUGUCCAUUCUUUUUAGGUUCCUGGUAUUCAGGACCCCUUAGCUGGGGGCCUUUUAUUUUAUUUUUGAAAAUGGCAAAUAUCCUGAAAGCAAUAAUUAAUAGUCGUAACUCCCUUUUCCUUACAUUCAACAAACUACACACGCCUGCUCUGUGCCAGGCCCAGUGUUAAGCACCAAGACUCAGAAGGUACAGCCAGGUCUGCCCUUCCAAAUCUCAACCCAAUGCUGGGGUGGUAAAUCCAUUUCUGAGAAGUGCAGCCUCGUGGCCGGGAGCCUGAUCUCGGCUCCUCCGGGUGGGUAAGCUGGUCUCUCAGGUCUAUGGCG
Myotis daubentonii (Daubenton's bat) is the source of this 2779-nucleotide messenger RNA. It is a transcript of the gene LY6G5B, whose product is annotated as lymphocyte antigen 6 family member G5B. Gene Ontology annotation, cellular component: external side of plasma membrane. Lineage: Eukaryota; Metazoa; Chordata; Mammalia; Chiroptera; Vespertilionidae. The record is from RefSeq and is a predicted model, not a curated record.